This is a messenger RNA of Mesorhabditis belari, 900 nucleotides long. NCBI's taxonomy places the organism in Eukaryota, Metazoa, Nematoda, Chromadorea, Rhabditida, Rhabditidae. The record is from the annotation of a GenBank genome assembly.
AUGGGUCGACGAUACGGCGGGACACUCUCCGAUGAUUCGUAUGGAUCAUAUCUGACAACUGGUUUUCACGGGGAAAGACGAUCGUUUGACAGCACUUCGAGCGAUGACUCUGAGAAAUCCGGUGUCAAGCAGUGGGCUCGAUAUGGCAUUUUCUUCAGUAAUGUUGUUUUUAUGGUGGUUGGCACGGUGAUCAUGGUGAUGGGAGCGUGGCUUCGAAUCGACAGCCGUUUCCGCGACUUUUUAAGUGAACGAUAUCGUCGCGUUGUUCAAGAGGCUUUUUGGGAGGCUCCAACCCUCUACAUGUUCUCCUAUAUUUUGAUCAUUUUAGGAGCUUUCAUGUUUGUCGUUGCGAUUAUGGGCUGUUGUGGAGCGAAUGUUGACGCAAAACCGUUUCUCGUCGUCUACACGGUCUUUGUUUUUCUCCUCUUAAUCGCCACUCUCUCCUCUGGAAUCUAUAUUUUGUAUAAGAGAGAUGGGAUCGAUGUCGAGGUAGAAGACGCGCUGAACUACAUGGUCCAACACUACUAUCAAGGAGCGGGAAUCGUGCAAGAAAGCCUCGAUCAUCUACAACAGACAUUCAGAUGUUGUGGCAACGCUGGAUGCUCAGAUUUCCGCGCUUUCCGUCAGGAUCCACCGCGAACCUGCGACAUUCGUUGUGAUGGAUGUCAUAUCCGAAUCUGGAACGCAUUGAUCAUCGGCUUUGGUGCAGCGUGCGUUGUUUUCUUCUUUGUGCUCAUUUGUGAAGCUCUAUCCAUUGUACUCGCUAUGUAUUUGAUACUUCGCCCGGAAACCCGGAUCCAAGUCACGUAUUAUAAAACGAGACGAUACGAAGCACCACCAUCGUUGACAAGAGAGAAUCUCAAGAAGCACGAUCUACCGCAUGCGCUGCGACGAUUGCAA